AUGCUCACAUUAGACAUGAUCUUGGCCCAAAUUGGCAUGCUGGUCCGGCUCGCAAUUUUAGCCUGGUCGAUUCUACUUCAAGACAAAGAAGGCAUACCCCCUGACCAGCAGAGACUAAUAUUUGCGGGUAAACAGCUGGAAGAUGGCAGAACCCUGGCAGAUUACAAUGUCCAGAAAGAAUCCACACUUCACCUUGUUUUGAGACUUAGGGGUGGUACCAUGAUUAAGGUUAAGACCCUUACAGGGAAAGAGAUCGAGAUCGAUAUCGAGCCAACGGAUACUAUUGACCGGAUUAAGGAGGGGGUUGAGGAGAAAUCUUGUAGUUCCCUUAAAUCGGUAAUGAUGGUGUAUUGUUUGUGUGACAGGCUGAGUUAUGCUGGCAAGCAGCUGAGGGAUGACAAAAUUGCCAAAGACUACAAUAUUGAAGGUGGCUCUGUUCUUCACUUGGUCCUUGCUUUGCGAGGUGGUUCUCUUUAG
Striga hermonthica is the source of this 477-nucleotide messenger RNA. Lineage: Eukaryota; Viridiplantae; Streptophyta; Magnoliopsida; Lamiales; Orobanchaceae. The record is from the annotation of a GenBank genome assembly.